GAUUUGUGCUGAUUUUCCAAGGCGCUAAAACGAUGACAUCUCCUUCCGUAUCCCCUCUACCACUAUCAUCUACAUGACCUACCGCCAAUCGACGCCCGUAAAAUGAUCCGCGAUCAAGAUCCGGCGACUUACGGCUACCAGAACUCGUUCCUUCGAAGGUCGUCGCCACCGGGGAGUCCUGCUAUAAAAAAAUGCUGCUACGAACAUCCCGUUGCGGUUCCUACAGAGCCGUCGUUCUUCUGUUGCUGUUACUCGUGUUCUGGUAACAGGAGCACGUCAAUUUUGGCGACUUUGGGAGUGUGUUUUUUAGUUUUGGGUUAUACGAUCCUAGGAGCUUUUGUUUUUAUGGCCCUGGAGGGAGGAUUGUACGAUGAACGAGUGAGUAGUACGAAUGUGGCGGCUUCGAAGGGAAGUCCGAAGGAACCGGGAAGAAGAAUGGGAGAGCUGAGAUCAGAAACUGUGGAUAGACUCUGGAGUAUAACGGAAAACCUGAACAUUUUGUACAGGGAAAAUUGGACGAGACUGGCAGCCGACGAAGUGUUAGUGUUCCAAGAAGCCUUGUUUAAUGUGUUACGCGAAAGUGACAGUGCAUAUGCGAGUUCUAGAGUCGGGACUAUUGCCUAUUAUCAAAAUUACCACAAGUGGAGCUUCAGCUCGAGUUUCCUUUACUCGUUGACCCUCAUCACGACGAUCGGAUAUGGUUCAGUAUCACCUCGCACCACUUGGGGAAAACUAGUCACCAUAAUCUACGCCCUCAUUGGUAUUCCUCUGAUGCUUCUAUAUCUCUCCGCUACCGGCGAUGUCUUGGCGCGAAGUUUCCGAAGACUAUAUGGCAAGAUGUGCGGAGUUUCAACCAAAAAGCUACAGUGUCCUUGUUCUAAUACUGUGAGAGUUCCAGUUACGUUAUGUCUGGUGAUCGUGCUGGCUUACAUCUGUUCCGGAGCUCUAUUAUUCCAUAGGUUGGAGAAUUGGUCAUUGUUAGAAGGUAGUUACUUCUGCUUUACAAGUUUAGGUACAAUAGGCUUUGGCAAUCUAGUCCCAGGCCAAAAAACUGAAGAAAUAUCACUAUGCGCGUGCUCAGCCUACAUUUUGACAGGCAUGGCAUUGGUGGCCAUGUGUUUCAGUUUAGUACAAGACGAAGUACUUAGCUUGUUCAGGUACCUCGGUGCAACUUGCUCGAAAAACGAUUUGAAACUGAAAGAAGAAGAGGGUUCCUGACAACGACCCACCACAGAGGGCGCUGCUCCUGUUAAAAGUAUUCCCAUAAGGAAAGCGCCCACUCCUUUGCAUCACAAUAGCCUGCCAAGAAAAGGUAAUUUUCAAAGAAACACUCCCGGCAGGAGGUCAACUGGAAUGGGAGCAGAACCUUUAGUAGAGUACUUCGUUCCUAGAAGUGUGAGCGAGUUUGACCUAUCCGUGGCUUCGGGGGACACGCCUAUAGGAAGCAAUUUUCUUCCUCUUACUGUACGAAUACCACGCAAAAUGUUCCCUAAGCAAAAAGAAAAAGUCGUUACUUUCGAAGACGAAAUGGCCUCACGAUUAGCAAAAAACAACCCAGAUCUUCAAGACGUGUUCAUGUGACAUAAGGGAUAACAAUUAGAGUCGGGGAGUGGGGGUAAAUCGACGCCUGACAUAGGAGGUGAAUACAUAACCAAGCUCAGCGAUCUAGCGAGUAAAUCUAGCGAAUUAAGCGAGUUAAGUGCGGCUAUAAGCGAGUUCAACAGCGCUAAAAAGGACAUUAAGCAGUUCAAGAACUUUAAAAUUUGUGAGGAUCUGAAAAAGUGCGAGGACGGGUGUUCUUGUAACACGGAAGCGGACUGUGACAUUUGUAAGGUUCUGGAUUUUACUAUGAAAAAAGACAAGUUAUAGUCUUGGACUACAGAAUGAUUUUUUUAAAUGACGAUUUUUUUCUAAUGUAGCAUAUAGUGUUUAUUAACAAAUAUGAUUGGAACAUAUGCGAGGAUUUUGCACAAUGGUCAAAAUUUGGUUUUAGGAUAAAAUAAUUGGACAUACUAUAAAUAAAAAUAAUUUUUGGUUUCAAAAGAAACUAUCAUUUGGAUUUUUGUUCAUUGUUAUCCCUUAAUCAAUGACGCUCCUGUAUAAAUCGAUAUUUCGACAGUUUCAACUUUAAAUUUAAUAUUAUAACAAUAAAAUAUUAAUAAAGCAUAUUUAACUUUGCUCAAAUUGUUAUUUUCAUAAUUAUUGUACCUUUAUUAAAUAAAUAAGUUAAUCUUGAUAUAAAAAUUUCUGAACAAGAAUUGUGUAAACAGCUAUGUCCAAAAUCAUAAUUGCAACAAUCGCUAAUAUGUCCUAAGUCAGGUACGUAUAUAGACUUUAAAAUGUUGUCUCUUGUUAUGACACAUCCUUCUGUCAUAAAAAAGAGACAAGAUAGAGAUUAUAUGUAGCUUUACUGGUGAAUAAUUUUAAAAUAUAAUUAUUUCACACAGUCUAUCUUGUGCAACCUGCAAAGCAAGAUACUAGCGAUUGUUAGAUGUACUAGUUGUGUACUAUGCUCAAAAUAGCAUAAUUAUACUUUUAUUUUAUUUGUUUUCUCUAAAGUAAUACGUUAUUAAAACAAGGUAGUUGGAAUUGUAUUUAUUAAAUUUGCCAUCUUAUAUCCGCUACAUACAUUAGUUAAUAAAUAUCACUUCCACCCAAUCAAUUUUCUACAUGUAAAACACUAUCAGGUCCAAAUUAAUAAACCGCACUUGGCUAAGACUUACUACGUAAUUGAACGAAAAUCGAAGUUCGGGUUUACCAAAACACCUUGUGUAAUUAGAAUAUAGAGAUGGACUGUAUAUUUACUCAUUUGUUACCGGCCACCUCUAAAUUUCAGUAUGACGCGGGAAGGUGGAAUCUGAGACUCUAUAGAGCUGUUAUAGCAGGACAUUGAUUUUCAUUUAAGGACACACUCGGCCAAGACGAACUUGCCCAAGUUUGAUUUAUUAAUACCGACCUAAGGCAGUCGAUGUACUUUUCUCCAUGUAUCGGCGAGUAGAAGUACCGUUCAUAGUUCAUCCACUAGAUGGGGGCAGUGAGGUGGUGGUGUAUGCACAUGGACGAAGUAUUAUUAGGAGUUGCCCUGUCUUUGUAGAAACCACUCAGCAUGCGUUUUUAAGCGAAUUAUCAGAUCAGCUAAAUGAGGAAUGUGGAAAAAAUUCAUUUAGCUAUAUAAACGUGUUUUUUUAUUUGGUGUUAAUUUUUACCUGUAAGCAUUUAGAACGGUCCAAAAAUAUGAGGUAAAUGCUGUAUACACAACUUUUAGUAUAUUCUACGAAUGCCCCGUUAAAGCACGUGCUCAGUAUAUACUUUUUAGAAUAUACUUUUAAACCACGUAUUCGGUAUAUACUUUCUAGUAUAUACUUUCAAAGUAUAUUUCGAUGCAUGUUUUAAGAACAUUCUAAAGAGCAUAUACCAAAAAGUACUUAAAUAGAAGGUUCUUAGUUUAUUCAUAGGACAUUGAUGUAAUGUUGGAUGUAAUGGGAAUAAGUAUGUAAUAGAAUCCAAAAUAAUUGAAUAGUCUUGGGAAUGUACUACUGAGGAUUCCAAAGAAUGUAAAUAAAUAAGAAAUUACUGCUUAUAGACCACCCAUCAAAUCCUCCAAAAUUUAUUUCUAAGAUAAUAUCUCCUUUGAUAUUAGAGCUUGAAUCUUAUUUAAAUUAUCAUUUCAUCGCAAUACCAACUACCUGAGUUUCAAUAUAAUGAUUGGAUUGUAUAAAAUUAAAGACCGUUAUCUUUGUUGUUAAAUUUAUAAUACAUUGUAUAAUAAACAAAUAUUUGUAACAUUUAACACAAAAUGAUGAAUAUUGACUGUCCAAAAAUAGAAAAAUUAAUAUAGGGAAUUAGAUAAAUAUAUCGACAACACAAAAGUAUACUACUUCUUCUCUUUCAUAUUGUAAAAUAUCAAAUUCGAUUUAUAUUAUUAAGUAUGUAUAUAAAUUGUAUAUAAUAAUUUCAGG
Molecule: messenger RNA, 3959 nt
Organism: Psylliodes chrysocephalus
Lineage: Eukaryota; Metazoa; Arthropoda; Insecta; Coleoptera; Chrysomelidae
Source: the annotation of a GenBank genome assembly